UGACCCGGGUGUGUGUGAUGGGACAGUGUAGAGUGUCUGACCCGGGUGUGUGUGAUGGGACAGUGUAGAGUGUCUGACCCGGGUGUGUGUGAUAAAGAGGGUAGAGGAAACUCACUCCAUCUCUUGUCCUUCAGGGAAACUGACUGCAGCCUGCAGCCUCUGCCCCGACACAGUGUCGACACUGGGAUGGGCCUUGAGCGACUGGUCGCGGUUCUGCAGGGGACGACCUCUAACUACGACACCGACCUCUUCACCCCCAUUUUGGACGCCAUUCACCGGGAGUCGGGUGCUCCUCGCUACAGCGGGCUGGUGGGGUGCAGUGAGGCUGCCUACGUGGACAUGGCAUACCGCGUGCUGGCUGACCACGUCCGAGCUCUCGCCGUCUGCGUUGCCGACGGGCUGUACCCGGGAAUGUCUGGCGCGCCGUUGGUUCUGCGACGGAUCCUUCGCCGGGCACUGAGGUUCUCCACCGAGGUCUUGCGAGCCCCAGCUGGACUCCUGACAGCCCUGGUUCCCACCGUUGUGGAGACUCUGGGAGACGCCUACCCAGAGCUGAAGCAGGAUGUGAGCCAGAUCAUGGACGUCAUUAGUGAGGGGGAGGCUGCCUUCCUGUCCUCCCUGCACCAGGGCCGACGAGUCAUCAACAGAACUCUGGGGAAGAUGGCGGUGGGGCAGACCUUCCCAGCGGACGUGGCCUGGUCACUCCAUCGCAACCUGGGCUUUCCCCUCGACCUGAUCAGCCUGAUGCUGGAGGAGAAAGCCGUCACCAUGGAUACCGAGGGCCUGGAUCGCUUGGCCCAAGAGGAGGCAGAGCGAGCACAAGGAGGCCCGUUGACUGUCAUGGAGACUGAGGCAGCCCUGGACCCCCGCACCCUCCAGGAACUUCACCGGACUGGGGUCCCCUGCACUGACGAUUCCCCCAAAUACUCCUACAGCAUCGACCAACAGGGCAGAUAUGUGUUUCCCCGAUGCCAGGCAGUUGUCCUGGCCCUGAGCCUUGGCCGUGGCCUGGUGCAGGAGCUGGGAGCUGGACAGCGGUGUCAGGUCUUUCUGGACAGAACCAACUUCUAUAGCGAACAGGGUGGUCAGAGCUCUGACCAGGGCUUCAUGGUGAGAGAAGGGCAGCAGGAUGAGGUGCUCCCAGUCCUGGACGUGCAAGUGGUUGGGGGAUUUGUUGUCCACGUGGUCUCUGUCCCAGAGUCGCUGCGUGUUGGUGACCGGCUGGAACUGUUUGUCGAUGAGGCCCAGCGCGUUGGCUGCAUGGUGCAGCACACAGCCACCCACUUGUUGACUGCAGCUCUGCACCGGGUACUGGGAGCACAGACCGAGCAGCGAGGCUCGCAUAUCACCGCCGAUAGGCUAAGGCUCGACAUCAGUGUCAAGAGACCAAUCACGGACUCACAGCUGGGGGAGCUGGAGACCACGUUGCAGGAGCUGAUCCAGAGGGAUGAGGAGGUCUUCACCACCGAGCUGCCUUUGAGCCGGGCCCUGGGCAUCCAGGGGCUGCGUACCAUCGAUGAGAUUUACCCAGACCCUGUGCGAGUUGUUUCCAUUGGAACCCCUGUAGAACAGCUGCAGUCUCCAGACCGCACCCAGCACACCUCUGUGGAACUCUGCUGUGGAACACAUUUGUUACGGACGGGACUGAUCCAAGACGUGGCCAUCAUCUCUGAGAGGCAGCUGGGGCGUGGGGUCAGCCGACUGAUCGCGGUGACGGGUCAGAAAGCCAGGCAGGCUCGAGCGAUGGGCAGUGCCCUGUGCGAGGAGGUGAACUCCAUGUCGGCACAGACACAAGAUGUCCCCAAAUCACUGCUGGAUGCCCGCAGGCUUGGCAAGGACAUCGGCCGGCUGACUGACGUGGUGGAUGGAGCAACGCUCCCGCAGCAGGAACGCCGGCAGCUCCAGCACCGGCUCCGUGCCCUGCAGCGAGCCGCCAACACCUGCACCCGCAAGCUGGAGGAGCGAGAGGCCGCCGACCAUCUCCACGUUGUCCUGGCGCAGUCACCAGACCAGACGUUAGUUGUGGAUACCGUACCAGAACAGCCCAUCACUGUCCUGGAGAAGAUGGUGAAGCUUCUGUCCAUCCAGUGUCCGAGCUGCUGUGUAAUGUUACUGAGCCCCCAUCCUGGGGGCAAGGUUCUGUGUGUGUGUCGGGUUCCCCAGGACAUGCAGAGCAGUCUGUCUGCGGUGGACUGGGCCCUGGCUGUUUGUGCGGACAUGGGCGGGAGUGCUGGAGGCUCUGACCUUAUCGCCAAGGGAACCGGGAAUAGUUCUGACUUGGAGGAGGUUCGCAGAAGGGCCGGGCAGUAUGCCAGAAGUCGAAUGUGAACAUCAGAGAUCUGUUGGCAAGGAGGAUCUGACCUCUAUCACUCCCCCAUCUCAAUGCAUUGUAUCAACCUGUCCCGGCUGUGGUUCUGACAAGGGGAUUUUUCUCCUCUGCAUCCUGCUACCACAUGAGUGGACAGGCAGCUGCUUUGUAGGGUGCGAGCCAUUCCAAUGUGUGACUAAUUAGGUCCCCUGGAGUGAGAGACAGGUUCCCUGGGGUGGAAUUGACAAUAGGACCCAGCUGGAUGUGUACAUGAGAUUAAGGAUUCUUUCCAUUAGAACCAGGAUUGACACCAGGACUUGGCCAUCCCCUGGCGGUUAUAUGCUCAGGCCACUGGAAGAGCAGAACAUCCGGGCUGUCAUUGCCUAGACCUCCUCCUGAACUGUUCCAGUCAUGCAUGCCAUGUGCCCAGUUCUCAAGGUCCUGCCCAGCCAUUAUGGACAUUGAACCAAGGCUGCCUACUCCUCGUGUAGGGGCCCCAUCAAUCACUGGUUCAUUCUGCUGUCUGUAUCCAGGGAUGGUGAUGUGGGCUGAAAGACCAGUAUUUUGAGAUACCAUGAGUAGGGAUGAUAGAGGACUGUGAUGUUUUCUGUUGUACAAAUUAAAAAGUUUUUGUGAAAAUUCAGCUGAUACUUUCCUUCGUCUAUCAUCCCCAUUACUGAAAUUGAGCUGGAGAGGAGGGAUCUGCAUGCC
This is a messenger RNA of Mobula hypostoma (lesser devil ray), 3019 nucleotides long. RefSeq names its product alanine--tRNA ligase, mitochondrial-like. Gene Ontology annotation, biological process: alanyl-tRNA aminoacylation. The record is from RefSeq and is a predicted model, not a curated record. Lineage: Eukaryota; Metazoa; Chordata; Chondrichthyes; Myliobatiformes; Myliobatidae. Gene Ontology annotation, molecular function: aminoacyl-tRNA deacylase activity; nucleic acid binding; alanine-tRNA ligase activity. Bases 55 to 2328 code for a protein of 757 amino acids. The transcript has 18 exons. Gene Ontology annotation, cellular component: cytoplasm; mitochondrion.